Messenger RNA from Austrofundulus limnaeus, 1332 nucleotides. RefSeq names its product GS homeobox 2 (gene gsx2). Gene Ontology annotation, cellular component: nucleus. Gene Ontology annotation, molecular function: DNA-binding transcription factor activity, RNA polymerase II-specific; sequence-specific double-stranded DNA binding. Bases 223 to 936 code for a protein of 237 amino acids. The record is from RefSeq and is a predicted model, not a curated record. Gene Ontology annotation, biological process: regulation of DNA-templated transcription. The transcript has 2 exons. Lineage: Eukaryota; Metazoa; Chordata; Actinopteri; Cyprinodontiformes; Rivulidae.
UCUGAACAAAUCAAUAAACGAUCAGCCUGUGGUUGAAGUGUCACGUGGUUUGGGUCACUGACAGCCGGGAGCGCACAUGGGUGACGACGCAAGGCCAGCCCUCUCCGGGGUCCCCUUGGUUAAAGCAUCAAACUUAAGCACCUCUGGAGAUCCCGAGGGGUUCACAUGAGAAGCAGCCAUCCUCCUGCCCACUGAGGGAAACCCCCCCACCCGCGCGCAGUCAUGUCCAAGUCCUUCUACGUCGACUCUUUAAUCAUCAAGGAUCCGGUGCGACCGGGACCGGCGGAGCCUCCGGGACAAGACUUCCUCCUGCCUGUCGGCAUGCACUCCCCGGGCGUGAUCACGGUCACCGCUCCGGUGUGCCCCUCCAGGAAGAGCGGCACUUUCUGCGUGUGCCCGCUCUGCGUCACGUCCCACAUCCAGUCGUCGCGCGGCGGCAUCCCGGUGCUGAAGAGUCAGUUCCCAGGGGUGGAGGCUCAGUUCUGUCAGAGGAUAGCCCAGCAGCAGGCUUCUGCGCUCGCGCACCCCGGACACACACCUGUCUGCACGCCCACCUUCGGCGUCACAGACCCGAGGAGGUACCACUGCCUUUCUGUGGGCAGCUCCGAGAACAUCCACGUGCAGAACGGCAAGAGGAUGCGCACGGCUUUCACCAGCACGCAGCUCCUGGAGCUGGAGCGGGAGUUCUCCGCCAACAUGUACCUGUCGCGGCUCAGGCGGAUCGAGAUCGCCACGUUUCUGAGCCUGUCUGAGAAGCAGGUGAAGAUCUGGUUCCAGAACCGCCGCGUGAAGCACAAGAAGGAGGGCAAAGCCACGCAGAGGAGCGCGCACGGCGGCUGCAAGUGCGCGAGCACUCACACUGACUACUCCCGGUCUGAGGACGACGAGUCUUUAUCUCCGGCCUCCGCCACAGAUGACAAGGUGUCACCUGUUUGAAGAGUCCCGCUCCUCACGCGCACCUCCUCUCUGCCCUGCAUGCUGCAGUUCUGCGUCACGGCAUCACGCAGCCCCCUGAGCCAAUUAUUCAAUAAAGAAAUCACCUGUUUGAUUAAAAAAAAGUGCUGAGAUUAUCCACUGUGUUCAUCCAAUAAAUAAUGUGACUGUAAAUGUUUGUAAAACAAAUGAAGCCCUUUGUAUUAAAAKAAAACCUCGUAAUUUUGGAUGGAAUACUUGUGCGUUUUUUUUAUUUUUUUUUUAUUUUUUUAUUAGUCUCAGAAAAUGUUGAUAAURACAGAUUCCACCAGUGAAAUGUACAAACUCCUCAGCCUAACAUGGAGCCUGUAAACAUGAAUAUGUGUAUUUAUUUGAAUAAACGAGUUGACCUAAAACGUG